Messenger RNA from Hibiscus syriacus, 1604 nucleotides. RefSeq names its product ATP-citrate synthase alpha chain protein 1-like. NCBI's taxonomy places the organism in Eukaryota, Viridiplantae, Streptophyta, Magnoliopsida, Malvales, Malvaceae. Gene Ontology annotation, biological process: succinyl-CoA metabolic process; tricarboxylic acid cycle. The record is from RefSeq and is a predicted model, not a curated record. The transcript has 13 exons. Gene Ontology annotation, molecular function: succinate-CoA ligase (ADP-forming) activity. Gene Ontology annotation, cellular component: succinate-CoA ligase complex. Bases 115 to 1386 code for a protein of 423 amino acids.
UACACCAAACGAAAACUUGAGUGACAAAACAGAGUUUCGAACGCAAUAGCUCUAAGUCUCUAACUACCACCGCCUGUGUUUCAACGAGAAAAGAACGAGGGAAAGAACGAAGAAAUGGCGCGCAAGAAGAUCAGAGAGUACGAUUCCAAGAGAUUGUUGAAGCAGCAUUUCAAAAGGCUUUCCGGAAAAGAUUUGCCAAUCAAAUCUGCACAAGUGACGGAGUCAACUGAUUUCAAUGAGUUAGCAGAGAAGGAGCCAUGGAUUUUGUCGCAGAAGCUGGUUGUUAAACCUGAUAUGUUGUUUGGAAAGCGUGGGAAGAGUGGUUUGGUUGGCUUAAAUCUUGAUUUCGCUCAAGUUAUUGCUUUUGUGAAAGAGCGCCUCGGCAAAGAGGUGGAAAUGGGUGGAUGUAAAGGACCUGUAACAACAUUCAUUGUUGAACCUUUCAUUCCUCACAAUGAAGAGUUCUACCUUAACAUUGUCUCGGAGCGACUCGGUAACAGCAUUAGCUUUUCAGAGUGUGGAGGAAUUGAAAUUGAAGAGAACUGGGACAAGGUAAAGACCAUAUUUGUCCCAACCGAUUCAUCUUUCACAUCAGAGGCUUGUGCCCCACUUGUUGCAACCCUUCCCUUGGAGAUCAAAGGAGAAAUUGAGGAGUUCAUCAAAGUGAUCUUUACUCUAUUUCAAGAUCUUGACUUCACUUUCCUUGAGAUGAACCCUUUCACACUGGUUGAUGAAAAGCCUUAUCCUUUGGAUAUGAGAGGCGAGCUUGAUGACACUGCUUCUUUCAAGAACUUCAAGAAGUGGGGUAAUAUUGAAUUCCCAAUGCCAUUUGGAAGAGUAAUGAGUGCAACUGAAAGCUAUAUUCAUGGGCUAGAUGAGAAGACAAGUGCAUCUUUGAAAUUUACCGUGUUGAACCCUAAGGGACGCAUUUGGACAAUGGUUGCUGGAGGAGGUGCUAGUGUCAUCUAUGCCGAUACGGUUGGAGAUCUUGGAUUCGCUUCUGAGCUCGGGAAUUAUGCCGAAUACAGUGGAGCACCCAACGAAGAGGAAGUUUUGCAGUAUGCCAGAGUCGUAAUUGAUUGUGCAACUGCUGAACCUGAUGGUCGUGAAAGAGCCCUUGUAAUCGGUGGUGGAAUAGCCAACUUUACCGAUGUGGGCGCUACAUUCAAUGGCAUCAUUCGAGCCUUGAAGGAGAAGGAAUUAAAGCUCAAAGCAGCCAAUAUGCACAUAUACGUGAGGAGAGGAGGUCCCAAUUACCAGAAGGGACUUGCAAAAAUGCGGGCACUUGGAGAUGAAAUUGGCAUCCCCAUUGAGGUUUAUGGUCCUGAAGCUACAAUGACUGGUAUAUGCCAGGAGGCCAUCCAAUACAUCACUGCAACUGCAUAAGUGGUCGGUUCUUGUAUUCAGUUUCAGAUUGUUUUACGCUUCCUUUUUCCUUUGGGAUAUGUUGAUUAGAUGUCUAUUUGAAAUUGUGGCAGAAGCCUCAUAAAGUAAAGUUUUAGUUCAUAUUACUGAACCAUCUGAAAUUGUCUGCGGAGAAAUGAAAAUCGAGAUCUCAGGCAGACACAGAUGGCAUUUGUGAACAAUAAAGAUCUUAGUAGAAA